Haemonchus placei is the source of this 1807-nucleotide messenger RNA. NCBI's taxonomy places the organism in Eukaryota, Metazoa, Nematoda, Chromadorea, Rhabditida, Trichostrongylidae. The record is from the annotation of a GenBank genome assembly.
UUUAAUGAGUGGACCCACUCCAGAGAAAGCCCUCAUUGGUGUCCCCGAUAGAUGGAUGCAUUGUCCAAAAACUGGAAAGCUGGUCGACGGAUUAUUCUUCCCAUUCAAGUCUCCAUUGUGUUCGCUAUACGAUGACCAAAUCGAGAAGAAUCUCCGUUUCCAUCCAGAGGACGUUUUCAAUCAUCCCGCCAUUAAAGGCAAGAAAAUAGGACUGUGGAUUGAUCUCACGAAGACUGAUCGUUACUACUUUGUUAAGGAGGUAGAAAGUCAUGGAUGCAUAUAUCGUAAAAUGCCACUAGCAGGUCAUGGUUCUUCACCUACGCAAGACGAGACUGAUCGAUUUGUGCGCCUUGUUCAAGGAUUUACGAGGGACCAUCCAGGAGAAGUCGUUGGGGUUCACUGCACCCAUGGAUUUAAUCGCACAGGAUUCCUUAUCGCAGCUUACAUGGUUGUUGUCAAGGACUGGGCUGUGGACUGCGCAGUUCUGACCUUUGCCAAGGAACGGCCCUGUGGCAUCUAUAAGCAAGAUUACUUAGGAGAUCUCUUUGAAAGAUAUGGGGAUCCAGACGACUGUUUAGAGGCUCCGAAUAAGCCGUCCUGGGAGUAUGGGGAUGCUAUUGGCUAUUGCGAUGACAGCGAGGCGUCAACAAGCGUGGCUCACCCUCAAGAGAACACUGAGAACUUAGAAAAUGGAAAAGGUAUGAGUGAUUCGUCCACGAAUGGUUCAGCAGAACGGUUCCAUUUCUUAGAGAAACCUCGUGGCAAGCAGUUCAUGGACGGUUUGGUUCGUGGAGUGGUCCUUGUCACGGACCCUCUGAAGAAAAAGAUGCUACAAGGAAAAGUAAGACCUACUAUCCUUGUUGACAUGUGUUUCGACUCAUUUUACUCUGACAUGUUGCUUUUUCAGAUCAAGGAACUAGUUGGGGCAAAGCGAGAUGGCUUCCCUGGGCUCCAGCCUGUUUCUUUAGAAAGAUCUCGUGAUAAUGACAAUCUAAAAAUGUUAGCACAACGGCCUUACAUGGUUUCAUGGAAAGCGGACGGAAUGAGAUAUAUGGUUUACAUUUGUGAUGAGAAUGAGGUAUAUGCAUUUGACAGGGAUAACGAGGUAUUCCUUAUUCAAGGGUUAUCGUUUCCGCACAGAAAACACCCUAGGCAUAUAGUCAACACAUUAGUAGAUUCAGAAAUGAUUAUAGACCAUGUCAAAGACGAGCACGGAAAUACACGUGACCUGCCAAGAUUGUUAAUAUAUGACAUUAUUCAUUUUGAGGCAGGACGUAUUCGUAAGGAGCGGGAACCCAUGUCCGUUCGCGUGAAAGAUUUCUGGGAAAUGGAGGCCUUGCCGAAGCUUUUCGAGCCAAAGUUUACCAAGAAUGUCGGGCACGAGAUUGAUGGUCUUAUUCUUCAGCCGCCAUACACGCCAGGUCGUUCAGAUAUUGUGCUCAAAUGGAAGCCCCCUUCUCACAACUCGAUCGACUUCAAGCUUCAGAUUAGAAAAGUUGUCAAGGAAGGUGAACUACCCCAGCAUAUCGGCUAUCUCUAUGUGCAACAUGCAAACGAACCGAUGGCGACGAUGAAAGCAACAAAAAAAUUGCUCCCAUAUGAUAAUAAAAUUAUUGAAUGUACGUUUGAGGAAAACUUCCUUUCUUUGUUAAUGCCUUUCUUUCAUUGCCUAACGGAUUUCCAGAAUGGUCAAUGGGUGUUCAUGAGAGAACGAACAGACAAGUCGUUGCCUAAUUCGUUGAAAACUGCGCAGGCGGUGUUCAACAGCAUGAUAAAUCCAAUUGAUAAGGACAUGUUAAUAGAGUGA